AUGGAAUCCUCAAAUUGGAUUCUCAAACAUGUAUCCAUUUUACUCAUUCUCUUCCUUACUCCUUCAAUGUCCUCAACUUUGGACCUUAUAGUUACACAAACUAAAACCUUGCACCAAAACUUCACUGCUGUGUCAGAUUUUAGAUUGAUAAAUAGAAGAAUUUUGAAGGAUGGUUCUAUUUUAAGUCCUUAUGUUAAACUCAUUAUCAGCAAAAAUUCUAGCUUGUCGGAUGACCAAUUCGUCACCGUUACGGUCACCGGAGUUUCAAAGCCGAGAGAUGGAGAUUGGGUUGCAAUGAUCUCACCUUCAAAUUCCAAUGUUAAAACUUGUCUUCUCAAUGAGUUUUAUUAUCUACAAACUGGUGAUACUUCAAAACUUCCUCUGCUUUGCCAUUACCCUGUCAAGGCACAAUACCUGAAAAACGAUCCAGAUUACCUAAGCUGCAAAAACAAAGAAUGCAAGAAAGAGCAGAAUGGGAAAUGCAGUGUGACAACAUGUAGUGGUUCCAUAAAGUUUCAUGUUAUCAACAUUAGAACUGACAUUGAGUUUGUAUUCUUCACUGGUGGCUUCCUCACCCCUUUCCUUGUUGGAAGGUCCACACCUUUGGGUUUUGCUAAUCCUAACAAGCCACUUUAUGGUCAUCUAUCAAGCAUAGAUUCAACCGCAACAUCAAUGAGAUUGACAUGGGUUAGUGGAGACAAGGAACCUCAGCAAAUUCAAUAUGGAGAUGGGAAAACAGUUACUUCAGCAGUAACUACUUUUUCACAAAAUGAUAUGUGCAGUUCAGCACUGCCUAGUCCUGCUAAGGAUUUUGGAUGGCAUGACCCCGGAUACAUUCACUCAGCAGUUAUGACAGGACUCAACCCAUCAACUACCUACUCCUACAGAUACGGAAGUAACUCGGUUGAUUGGAGUCAACAGAUCAAAUUUUCCACUCCACCUUCUGGAGGAUCAGAUGAGCUCAAAUUUGUUGCAUUUGGUGAUAUGGGAAAGACCCCUCUUGAUGCUUCAGAGGAACAUUACAUUCAGCCUGGAGCUUUAUCAGUUAUAAAAGCUAUAGCUAGUGAAGUGGAUUCCAACAAUUUAAACUCGGUUUUUCACAUUGGAGACAUAAGCUAUGCGACCGGUUUUCUAGCAGAAUGGGAUUUCUUUAUGAACCUUAUUAGUCCAGUAGCUUCAAGAGUUUCUUACAUGACAGCAAUUGGGAACCAUGAGAGGGAUUAUGUAAGUUCUGGUUCGGUUUAUCAAACACCCGACUCUGGCGGUGAAUGUGGAGUACCUUACGAAACAUACUUUCCAAUGCCAACUUCCGCAAAGGAUAAGCCUUGGUACUCAAUUGAACAAGCAAGUGUUCAUUUUACAGUAAUAUCCACUGAACAUGACUGGUCCAUAGAUUCUCAACAGUAUGAAUGGAUGAAAAAGGAUAUGGCAUCCGUUAAUAGACAACAUACUCCUUGGUUAGUCUUCAUGGGGCAUAGACCAAUGUACACUUCCAACCAAGGAUUUUCGUCUAAAGAUCAAAAUUUUAUUAAAGCUGUGGAGCCAUUGCUAAUAGAGAAUACGGUUGACUUGGCACUUUUUGGCCAUGUGCAUAACUAUGAAAGAACUUGUUCUGUCUAUCAGAAUAAGUGCAAAGCCAUGCCUAUAAAAGAUCAAAAGGGAGUAGACACUUAUGAUAACAAAAAUUAUAGUGCACCCGUACAUGCUGUCAUUGGCAUGGCUGGCUUCACCUUAGACAAAUCCUCAAACAAUGGAGAGAGCUGGAGUCUUAAAAGAAUUUCUGAGUUUGGUUAUUUACGAGCACAUGCUACUAAAAAUGAUUUAAACUUGGAGUUUGUGACAUCAGAUACAAGAGAAGUUAAGGAUAGUUUCCGCAUUACAAAGUAA
Molecule: messenger RNA, 1887 nt
Organism: Vicia faba (fava bean)
Lineage: Eukaryota; Viridiplantae; Streptophyta; Magnoliopsida; Fabales; Fabaceae
Source: the annotation of a GenBank genome assembly